AUGUCACAGGGACAAUUAGUCAAGGCAACAACAAACAGAGUGAUAAGGCCAAUAAAACAAUUCAGCAGAAUCAUACCAUUUUUAAACGUGACAGAGAAUGUUAAAAAUGAAGCGAAACCGAAUGUUAAGAAGCUGAACGUAAAAUUAACAGGAAAAGAACAGCAACAAGAAUUUAAUGAAAAUGCCAAUUCUGUAUCCGUGAGAUUCAGUAGUAAAAGUGAUGCUGAUAAUGAUAAUGAUGAUGAAGGAAAAGAAGACGAAGGUGAUGAUGAUUAUAACGAUGAAGAUAAGAAUGAUGAUUCUGAAGGUGACUUUUCCUCUGAAUAUGAAGUAGAAGCAAGAGAAACCGCCAAAUAUCAGAUACCAGGAAGAAGAAAGGAGGAGAAAAGGAUGGAGAAGAAUUAUGAUAGGGAAGGAGACGCAGACGACAUAGACAUAGACGACAUAGACGACAUAGUGUUGAAGCCAGAGUAUGAAGAAUGGAUGGCGGACUUAAUUACAGGAUUAAAGAGAUACUUAGACGGAAAAAUCUGA
This is a messenger RNA of Belonocnema kinseyi, 534 nucleotides long. Its product is annotated as nucleolin-like. Lineage: Eukaryota; Metazoa; Arthropoda; Insecta; Hymenoptera; Cynipidae. Bases 1 to 534 code for a protein of 177 amino acids. The transcript is spliced from 2 exons. The record is from RefSeq and is a predicted model, not a curated record.